AUGAAUCAAACACGCACUCCAAGCAACCAUCCCAAAUCAGUUCACUUUCCUCAAAAACGCAUCACGCACAUCAAAAUAACAUCACCUCCAAUUGUUGAACGAGAACAUUCUGCUACAGCGAUGCCAAACACGCAAUUCACCUCUAAAUGUAAGAUUGUAUCAGCAUGCACCACAUGUCUAACCACUAUCCGCCCUAUGUUUUACUCAGAGACCAUGGGGCAUCUCAGGAUCACUCAAGUCCUAACCCUUGGCCUCCAAGAUAAGAAGAGAGAGCAAAAUUCGGUGUGCAAAUGUUUGGAAAAUGGCAACGCUCAACUCUACUUUAUUUGUAAAAUUAAGCAUCAACAAUAUAAAACACUUCCAGAAAGUUUCAAGAACUACAUUCCAAAAAAGAAGAGAGUUGAGCAACAGUUACACAAAUUAGGAAUUGCGCAUAGAUUCAGCGCCGGUAAUUCGGAAAUUGAGAAGUAA
This is a messenger RNA of Dovyalis caffra, 471 nucleotides long. The record is from the annotation of a GenBank genome assembly. NCBI's taxonomy places the organism in Eukaryota, Viridiplantae, Streptophyta, Magnoliopsida, Malpighiales, Salicaceae.